AGGGACCGAGGAAAAGGAGCAGACGUUGGGGCGUGGUUCUCCUCGCGGUCCCCUAGGUGGCCCUUUUCUGCUUGUCUCCCUCACCCUCGCGAUGAGUCCUGGAAAAAGCAGCUGUUAUUAGCCCCCUUUGCAGAUGAAGUAAGUUUCAGAAAGGUGAAGUCCUUUGUCCAGGCUCAACUAGUCAGUGGUGAAGCGAUUACCCUGGAUUGUGCCACUUAACCUGGCCCCCUUUUGCUCUACAAAUCAGAUGGCACCUGUGGAUGGUCAACAGAAGCCUCACAGUAUGGCUUGGAUGCCCCCUGUCAUUCAGACCACUGACUACAGUUUAGCAGGAAAAUCCUGCCUGGUCUGUCCUGGGGACAAAGGCUGCUGCCACCUGCCGCUCCCCUUCACUGCUCACACACCAGCCCUCCGGCUGCUUCCCUGCUUCUCUCUGCCAGCUCCUGACCUGGCACUGCCCAAGCUGACUUUGGAGCUGUACACACCUGGGUGACAUCCCGGCUCUGCCACUUUCCCAGGGCAGAGCGCCUCUCUGGGCCUCAGUUCCCUCCCCUGUCAAUUGAGAAUGACAGGUUACCUCAUGCAGUGAGUGACGAAUCAAGAGACAGCGCACAUCAGCACUAUCAUGACUUGGACCCUCGCAGCCGAAAUCGCUGAGUGGCCAGUGAACUGCUGCUGGCCAUGGGCUUGGAAGAUCCACCGCCCACACCCCAACCUGGUUGAGAUUGAAAGCAGUGGCUUGGGGUCCUCCCUGGUCAUCCCUUUGCACCUGCCACUCAUUUCACCUGCAUUUGCUGGACAGCUGGGUUGGAUUUUAUGUUUUGGGAUUUUCACUGGGCAAAAACAUACAAGUCAUGGACCUAAGGUCUAUAUCUCUGAAAUUGCCUACCCAGAAGUGCGGGGGCUGCUCGGCUCCUGUGUGCAGCUGAUGGUCGUCAUCGGCAUCCUCCUAGCCUACCUGGCAGGCUGGGUCCUGGAGUGGCGCUGGCUGGCCGUGCUGGGCUGUGUGCCCCCCUCCUUCAUGCUGCUGCUCAUGUGCUUCAUGCCCGAGACCCCGCGCUUCCUGCUGACUCAGCACAAGCGCCAGGAAGCCUUGGCCGCUGUGCAGUUCCUGUGGGGCUCCGAGCAGGGCUGGGAAGAGCCCCCCGUCGGGGCUGAGCACCAGGGCUUCCAGCUCGCCCAGCUGAGGCAUCCCGGCAUCUACAAACCCUUCGCCAUUGGCAUCUCACUGAUGGUUUUCCAGCAGCUGUCAGGGAUCAACGCUGUCAUGUUCUAUGCAGAGACCAUCUUUGAGAAGGCCAAGUUCAAGGACAGCAGCCUGGCCUCUGUCAUCGUGGGCAUCAUCCAGGUGCUGUUCACGGCCAUAGCAGCCCUCAUCAUGGACAGAGCUGGGCGGCGGCUGCUCCUGACCUUGUCAGGUGUAGUCAUGGUGUUCAGCACCAGUGUCUUCGGUGCCUACUUCAAGCUGACCCAGGGAGGGCCCAGCAACUCCUCACACAUGGACCUUCUGGUGCCCGUCUCCAUGGAGCCUGCCAGUGACAGUGUAGGGCUGGCCUGGUUGGCAGUGGGCAGCAUGUGCCUCUUCAUUGCUGGCUUCGCUGUGGGCUGGGGACCCAUCCCUUGGCUCCUCAUGUCUGAGAUCUUCCCUCUGCACGUCAAGGGUGUGGCCACCGGCGUCUGCGUCCUUACCAACUGGCUCAUGGCCUUUCUGGUGACAAAAGAAUUCAGCAGCCUCAUGGAGGUGCUCAGGCCCUACGGUGCUUUCUGGCUCGCCUCUGCCUUCUGCAUCAUGAGUGUCUUUUUCACUUUGCUCUGUGUCCCUGAAACCAAAGGAAAGACUUUGGAGCAAAUCACAGCCCAUUUUGAGGGACGAUGACAGCUCCUUCCUGGGAGUGGCUGUCCCUCCUAGCUGGGCUGCCUUGGGCUCUGGAGGGGACAGAGCCUGCCUGUGACUUCAGGCUGGGCCUCAGCCAGAGCCCAGAACCCUACCUGCCCCCCAGAGAGCCAGGAUCCAGGACCGCAGCCCCUCGCAGCCUUGUCCUCCGGGUUCCUCCUCCUUGCCCAGCUCUCUGCACUUCACAAGCCAUGGGCAUGAGGUUCCUAGUCCCUGGGUCCAGGUCCCACUGCUGCUCUGAGAUGGGAAGAGGGGACAUCUUGGAGAGUCUUCGCUGCCCUGUGGCCAGUCCUCCACCUGCGGUCUCUGUCAUGACACGAGAGCAACAGUGGAGGAGGGGGACUCCUGGCUCCGCCCUUUCUAGAGGAGGUGCUUUUGGAGGCUGGGUGGUGGUGGCCCAUGAUCUCACAGAGUUGUAUUAUAAGGAAGGAACUUUGCCAAAUAAAGACUUGACUCAGA
Miniopterus natalensis is the source of this 2353-nucleotide messenger RNA. It is a transcript of the gene SLC2A8, whose product is annotated as solute carrier family 2 member 8. Lineage: Eukaryota; Metazoa; Chordata; Mammalia; Chiroptera; Miniopteridae. Gene Ontology annotation, biological process: D-glucose transmembrane transport. The record is from RefSeq and is a predicted model, not a curated record. Gene Ontology annotation, molecular function: D-glucose transmembrane transporter activity. Gene Ontology annotation, cellular component: membrane.